UGCUUCUGCUGUUACAGUCAACCUGAACUGAUGUGAUGUCGUGCCCGGGUCCCUGGAUCCAAACCUAGUGUACGUGUAGGAUAGAUAGCGUUGCGACCCGAAGCGCCUCGGGACCAACUGUAUCGACAUUCCUCCACUAAACAUCCCAAUUACCAGACCUCAGAGCCACUUGGCUGUUCCUCAUCAUGCCCGUCAAGUUUGCCAUCAGCUCUGGCGCUCUGUCACUGGCGCUACUGCUCUUUGGUCAUGGCCACCUCGCCAAGGCAACAACUGACAUUUCUUAUAUUUACUUUGACAAUACACAAUAUCUUGCCGCCGCGUACAAUGUCGUCCAGAUGUCGUGGUCCACAUUACAAGCCGCCUUUGCAAGCCCCAACCGCUCGGACAUUGCCAGUUUCACCCGUCCCCUAUCAGGCUUCACUGCCCAUUUGCGGAUAGCGGACGAGGUGCGUUUCCCGCCCGCUGUGACGGACGAGAAUGUCACAACCAACGUGGCAGCUCUCAAUUUCGGCAUUCCACCUUCCAUGAGGAAGGAAAAUGGCCUCCCCAAGAGCAUGCAUUCCUCGUGGUAUGUCUGUCAACACUAUUACAUCAGCACGCUGCCUGACCCAACAUCGGAUAUUGCGCACGACUGUUCCUUUCUGCCCAGCCAAUGUCAGAAAGACUUGAAAGCCAGCUUGACUCAGAACUGGGGAGCAUUCAAGAGCGAUCCCGAGAGCGGUACCAUGUGCAGCGGAUGGGCCCUUGACACCAUCACGGAAAGCUGCCAAACCACGCUGGGAAGGGUUACAGCAGAUGUUCUGGGUAAGUGCAAUCUUCAAAUACGAGUGGGCAUGAAUUGAGGGUGACGUCUAAUUCUUCACAGGUUGCGAGGCGUCCGAUCUCGACGAUGAUGAUGCAGCCAGAAGUUUCGCGGUGGAUGAAGUCGGACGUUUAUCGUGGAUGGUUGGCACCAAUUUCAACGACCCAAACAACCAGACAUCGUAUUAUGCUGCAUCCAACAGAACCUACAUUGUUGCUACUGUGUUUGGGUACAAUUCUGGGUAUGCUGGUUCGGUCCAGCCAGUGGUAGAGCUUGCUUGUCUUCGACCCCAGUGGGGGACGACCCAGGCCACUUCUUCUUCUUCUUCUUCUUCUUUCUUCUUCUUCUUCUCUUCUUCUUCUUCUUCUUCUUCUUCGUCUUCUUCUUCUUCUUCUUCUUCU
Messenger RNA from Neurospora tetraspora, 1203 nucleotides. RefSeq lists its product as uncharacterized. The record is from RefSeq and is a predicted model, not a curated record. NCBI's taxonomy places the organism in Eukaryota, Fungi, Ascomycota, Sordariomycetes, Sordariales, Sordariaceae. The transcript has 4 exons. Bases 186 to 842 code for a protein of 218 amino acids.